Messenger RNA from Lachancea dasiensis, 4884 nucleotides. NCBI's taxonomy places the organism in Eukaryota, Fungi, Ascomycota, Saccharomycetes, Saccharomycetales, Saccharomycetaceae. The record is from the annotation of a GenBank genome assembly.
AUGAGCUCAGUAUGCUCUCAGAUAAAUGAACUUUCUGAGGAGAUAUCAGGUACACUUUUUGCCGGUGAAACCUUGUCUCAUGCCGCCUGUGAAAAUUGGGACACACUUAUGCGCACAGUAUCCGAAAACUUAAGCUGUUGCGCGAACCAAACGGACCGUAAGCACUACAUUAAAUCAAUUUUGUAUGAGAUCUUUAUUCAACUGUCAGAUCAUAAUACAGAGCGGCCAUUGGAUGUCGAAAAAGCAAGCAGUUUGAUUCAACAAUUAUAUGCUGCCGAAGGCGCAAAAACGGCGCGCUACUUCACAUCUCUAUUGAAUAGCUUCCCAGAGAGGUCCAGUAGGCAGCUGAAACUGCUCCAAGCUCUCAGUUAUAUGGAUGAUGAGUUGUGCACCUAUGUCAUUGACGACAAACUACUGGAGAAAGCUGGCAAGUUUACCACACAGCAGCGUUCACUUUUCAAGAGAAGAUUAGUGGACAGCAGAUACAUUAUUCAGAAGUAUAACUUACUCAGUGAACACUCUGUGGCAUUUAGUGAGUUGAUCACCAUUUUGUUAGUUGCACAUAGUGAUCCCUUAAACUUGGACCGUGCCCCCGCGUACUGGAAAGAGGCCCAGUGCAUUAUCGGGAAAUACUCACUGGAUCCGUUGCGCUCCCUGGAAGUUAUACUGGUCGUUUCAUCUCAAUUUGUGACUAAAAACUAUGGGUUCUUGGUUCGGUUCUUAAAGGCUUCCACCUACUGGCCUACCGUUGAGGCCAAUGUUCGAAAUGCUGACACGUUGAAUAAGGGUGGUAACAUUAACGUUGCUCAGUCUUUGGCGAUGCACAUGAAUGAAUUACACCCAAGUGUACAAUUUUACGAUAUGGCGUGUGUGCUGAUUAUUGAAGGCAUGGUGUCUUUUCUCUCAGUGUUUGACAAUUUGGGGCCCAACGAUGAAACUAUUCAAUCUUUUACCACUGCUUACUAUGAAGAAUUAGAGGCUGAUAGUAUGAAGGGCAUCUCCAAUCCAUUGGCUAUGGCGUCCGCCUUAGCUGACGAUGCCGACGAAGAUGACAAGCCACUGUCGAGCGAAGAUGGAGAGGCUGGCACUGUUGAGAAGGGAGUUUCUCACGUAGAACCAGAAAUUAAUCGAGAAGAGACCAAAGAUCAUUUGAAGGAGGGAAAGUUAAUGCUCCUGCAGCGACUACUGGCUCAUGGCGCUGUAAUUCCAUUCAUUUAUGCUUUUCAGACCUACUCUCGGUAUAUGUUUGCUAGCAAGGAUAUCUCUAAGCUCUAUCUGAGACUUUUUGAAUACGCCAUACAUCCUGUUUACAGCCUUGCUGUUCCUUGCACGGAGCAAAAGAAAGAUUCCAAUAACCUCGCGCGUACUCAUGAUGUUUUUCAAGCCUUCCACACACAGACUACUAGAGAAUUUUACUACCAAGAAUGCAUGGCAUAUGUCACAACUGUUGAUAAUGUUGACAAGUUGUUUAGUCUUUCUCAUCAGUGGCUCACACCUCUCGGCCCCCACUUGGCGCACAAUGCAUCUGUUGUUUCAAAGCUGUGUAGGAUUGGUUUGGAGGAUAUAAGGAGCAGUUUACAGGCUCCUGCUACAUUAGAGCGCUGGCUGAAUUUUGCCCGGAAAUUCGUACUCCCAGCAUUGCCUCUCUUGACCGAGAAUGUAAUUGUCAUAAACCAAGCAUAUGAAUUGCUCAGCUUUUUUGACUAUGAACGCCGUUAUUUUCUUUACCAUGAGCUCAGCUCUAAAUUAUCUCAGGACAAUAUUUUCAUUAAAGCGGCAUGGAACGCUUCUUCGAGGGAAGCUAAAACGGAAUUAAAGUCUUUGAGCAUUGACAAUAUGGACAAAAAGGGUAGAAUAUUUGCGAAAAUAGUAUCCAAAAAUCCAUUAAGCGCUCUAGAACCCGUUAUGAAUCAGCUGGAAAAUUAUGAUAAGUUAUCAGAUCUGGUGGUGGAGACGACGUCGUACUUUACACCCUUUGCAUAUGAUGUUUUACAGUACCAUAUUUUGCUUCGCUUGUCAUCCGAAAGACAAUCUCUUCAAGAAAGCGGCAUCCAUGUUACAAUGUGGGUACAAAGGCUUGCCGUGUUUAUUGCAAGCUUAGUGAAAAAGUCUCCAAGAAUGGAUAUCCGCAACAUAGUACGCUUUGUGGUCAAGAAGCUCCAUUUGAACGAUAUGAUUUCUGUGACUGUAAUCAAAGAGCUUACUUCUAAAGUGGGUGGUGUGAAAGAUAUUAAUGAUCUAAGUCCAAGACAACUACUCAUGCUAAAUUCGGGUAAACCUCUCCAGGAACUCGCGAGAUCCAUAAUCAGAGAUACGAGAGAUGAAAAUUACACACCGGCACUGAGAUUGCUUAAUGUUUUCAUCGAAGAAAAUGCAUUGUCCGAAAUUUUUAUUCUAUUAGACAGUAUAAGAGUUUCCCUCACCGGGAAGGACUCUCACUAUAAAGUAGUGUCUACAAGGAUUGACGAUAUUGGCUUAUUGAUGUGGUCUUUUAUUGAUAUGAGCAAACACUUUCUAGGCGCUGAUAGAUAUAAGGCAAACGUGAUCCCUUUCGACUUAUUAGUGAGCCAAUAUGGUCUAUCGAUAGAGUGGGCAUUCUUCAUUUGGAGAGACUUCUAUGAUAGCUUACCUAAUGAUGAUUUAAAAUCCGUUGAGAAUUGGGAUCAGGCAAUUGAAAGGGCCCAACUGGUACCCGUCGAGUUUCAAGGUGAAUUUGUGCAGCUUUUUAUCAACUUCUGGAAAUCGUCUUUAUAUGACGUGUCGUUCCCUAAAGACCUUUACGACGAUGAGAAAAGGUCGAUUGAAAAGACUGCAGCUCAAUGUAAACCUGGUAAAAAGAAGCGAGAGGCAUCUAAGAUGCUUGAAAAUAUUAUGGCGAGCAGACUUGGUCAUCAAAGAGCAUACAACAGAUGCCAAUCCUUACUCCAGGCAUUCUCUUUCAACGUAAAUCAGUUAAAAUUAAAGGGCGUUUUGGGACCAUUUAUACAACGCUGCGUAAUUCCGAGGGCUCUAUUUUCGCCUGCUGACGCUCUUUACGUGGUCAAUUUUAUUUGGGAGGCCUUCAGCUUUAGCGGUGCCUUGAUGAUCUUAGAGGAGAUCGCUUUGCAAAGAUUCCUCGUCCCUCUUCUUUUUUCCUCAACUAGUUUAGAAGCAAGCAACUUGGGUCUUUUCUUCACCACCUAUCUAGAAAAGCUAGAGCAGUUGAGAAAGAGCAACCAGGUCUCUAACGAUGACCUCAAAAUCUUGUUCAGCAUUCACCAUACGAUAGCAGAUGACGUUAUCAAUUUAAUGAUGGAGAAGAACUAUAUGUCGAUACGAAACGGAAUUGAAUUUAUGAAGUACCUAUCCACAGUGUUCCCCGUUGUAGAAUAUGACAUUUUCCAGAUGAUUCAAGUCAUGGAAAAGCUGAUAUCAGCAGAUAAACGAGAAGAUAUUUUGCUGCCAAGCAAUGCUCUUAUCGGCCAUUUGAGAGCCCGACUAAAGACCUCUAUCGAACUUGAAGCUUUCUAUGACAUGAAUCCUGACGAAAAAAGCCAUUUUGCUUGCGAGGAGAAAGAUAUUAUUAUAAAAUAUUAUAAGGCAUUGGCGAGUGAAGAAGAAGAAAGGAAACGUCGGUUAAACUUCGAAAACGAAACCGAGGAGAAACUUAAGGAAGGGCAUCAAGAAAGUAAAAAUUCAGGGCUUGUGAAUGAUGAAAACCUCACAGCGGCAAAUGUUUUUGCUAGGUUUGGCAAGGUUUCUCCACUACCUAUGUAUGAUAUUUUGGGUGAAAUGCGGGACGUUUGCAAAUACUUGGAAGCAGAUCGUCCCAAUUAUAUGAGCCGCAUUGUGAGGAACAAAUUUGUACUCGCAGAAUUGCGGCAGAUAGAAAGGGAAACAAUACAUCGACCCCAAGAGUAUUCAUCAAGGCUUUCGGAAUUAUUUGAAUCAUUCUAUCGGAGCCUCGUGUCCUCACCUAAUCAUGAUAAAUUUCAACAGCGGUUGAAUGCUAUAAGCCUCGCGUGCAAGUCAGUCAGAAACCCACAGGGAAUGGAGAAGAUGCACAAAGGCAAACCACCAGCUCAACCUAUUGCGUACGAUGAGGAGCCUUUGCCGAAGGCGCCUUCUUUGAUGAAAGCGAGGUCAGAGACUCCUCGGGGUAUGGGCCAAGCUGGCGACCUUGGGGAUAAUAAACGUCAAUCGAGGUAUAGCGGGGCUAGGCUGAAUAACCCAGUUCCUGGAAAUAAGAACAAAUCUGUGACAUCGGAUGACAAAACAAUCUCAUCUCAAAGUCGAGAGAAAAUCAUCGAUGAACGCAAGAAAAAUAGGGAAUCGUCUUUUGAUUUUAUGAGCUCCAAGUUACCCAAGGGGCCCUCAAGUUCUAGCGAGGGCAGGCCGGUGAAUAUAAAAAGCCGGUAUGACCGUAAUUCAGCGGCAGUUCCCGAAGAUAAGGGAAAGGCGUCAUCACCUGCGCCGCGUGUUCCUGCCCGCGGUACUGCUGUUAACAGAACGGGCACUGACGCAGCAAGUCGUUUUCAAAAUUCCCCGGCCAGCGAAAGCAGGUUUCCAGAGCGCCCCCCUUCACAGGGUCUGAAAACACGUUUUACUAAAAGACCUAGGGACGAGGUUGCGUCGCCUUUUCCGUCGAAGAGGAAAAAAAAUGAACCCAGCCGGAGUCACUUUCCAGGUCCUGAACGCGAACGACCAGCGUCGAGUGUAAACCGCGACUCCAAUACCGGGGACAGGUACGAAAGAAAACCACUAAAUGAUAAGCGCCAAGCUGGACCUGAUGUGAGUUUACCUUCUGGUCCUCGUUCCCAAGGGACUCGGGACAAGCGAGGCCGUGGCAGUAGCCACGCGCAGCCAUCGACUCCAGCUCAACGGCCUAGCAGAUAUCAAAAGUGA